AUGAAGUGCAGAAAGAUGCUGGAGAACCUAACCGUCCGACUCCCUUUGAUGGAUGCUAUCCAGAUGAUGCCCUCCAUGCGCAGCUUUAUGAAGGGAUUGAUCUCAGGAAAAAUAUCAAAGGAGAGUGAAUUCAUGACCGACUCUAAGGAAUGCAGCCCAGUGCUUCAGAACAGGCAGAUAAAGAAGCGAGGAGACCCUGGCAAGUUUGUCCUCUCUAUCCAGAUCGGGAAGACAGUUUUCUCAAGCUCGUUGGUUGAUCUGGGAUCUAGCGAGAACCUCAUGCCCUACUAUGUGGCACUACGUCUGGGAUACACGCAUUUCAAACCAACUAAGAUGUCCUUGGUGUUCGCGGAUAGAUCAAUUAAGUCCCCGGUUGUUAUUUUAGAGGAUCUCCAAGUAAAAGUCGGGAACACCUCUGUUCCAGUAGACUUCGUAGUUCUAGAGCUGGAAGAGGAAUCCAAAGAUCCUCUCAUCUUAGGAAGACCGUUCCUAUGUACUGUUGGAGCUAUCAUUGAUGUGCGGCAAGGGAAGAUUGAUCUCAAUCUGGGGGAUAUAGUCAUGCAGUUCGAGAUGGAUAAGCUGAUGAAGAAACCGGAGCUGCUGAAGAAGCCGAUGUUGGAUGGACAGACCUUCGAGGUGGAUGAAGGGAUUGAUCCGCUGCAGCCUCGCGAAGGGAUGAUCGAGGAGAUUCUUACAGAAGAUCCACUCGAGCUUGCACUAGUAAGAGCUGAGGCCGAGCUGAGUGUCGUGAACAUUGACGCAGACGGGUAUGCUAAGAUGCUUGACUCUGCAAGGAGUACGGGAAGAAUGGUGACGAGUCUAAGUCUGGGAGUGUUGAACAUCAGAGGAGGUUAA
Molecule: messenger RNA, 855 nt
Organism: Brassica oleracea var. oleracea
Lineage: Eukaryota; Viridiplantae; Streptophyta; Magnoliopsida; Brassicales; Brassicaceae
Exons: 1
Coding region: 1-855 (284 amino acids)
Source: RefSeq, a predicted model, not a curated record